AUGAUUUUCCUCCCUUUAAAUUCCUCUGACUGUUCAAAUUGCACCCAGACUGUGGGGAUAGUGAACAAUUUUAAGGCCAUAUUAUUAGGGGUUAUUUUAGGGGGGCUGAUUAUUUUUGGGGUGCUGGGUAAUAUUCUGGUUAUCCUCUCAGUAGCCUGCCACAGACACCUUCAGAGUGUCACCCAUUACUACAUAAUCAACCUGGCUGUUGCGGACUUCCUCUUAACUUCCACUGUCCUGCCUUUCUCAGCAAUCUUUGAGAUUUUGGGCUACUGGGUCUUUGGGAGGAUCUUCUGCAACAUCUGGGCAGCUGUCGAUGUCCUAUGCUGCACGGCUUCCAUCAUGAGCCUAUGUAUCAUCUCUAUAGACAGAUACAUUGGGGUGAGCUACCCACUGAGAUAUCCAGCUAUAGUGACAGAAAAGAGGGGACUCCUGGCUCUGCUAAGUGUCUGGGCUUUGUCUCUGGUGAUCUCCAUUGGACCUCUCUUUGGCUGGAAGGAGCCAGCUCCAGAAGAUGAGACCAUCUGUCAAAUCACUGAAGAGCCUGGCUACGUAUUGUUCUCUGCUUUUGGCUCCUUCUACCUCCCCUUGACCAUCAUCUUGGUGAUGUACUGUAGAGUGUAUGUGGUGGCCAAAAGGGAAAGCAAAGGCCUGACUUCUGGCUUGAAAACGGAGAAAUCUCAUUCUGAAGAGGUGACCCUCCGGAUCCAUCGCAAAAACACCUCGGUACGGAGCAGAUCUGCAUCCUGCACAAAGAACAAAACGCACUUCUCAGUGCGUCUCCUGAAGUUCUCCAGGGAAAAGAAAGCAGCCAAGACCCUGGGGAUAGUGGUGGGAUGCUUCAUACUGUGCUGGCUUCCUUUCUUUAUAGUCAUGCCUAUUGGCGUUUUCUUUCCUGCACUCAAGCCCUCAGACACAGUUUUUAAAAUAACGUUUUGGCUUGGGUAUUUGAACAGCUGCAUCAACCCGAUCAUCUACCCGUGCUCGAGUCAAGAGUUUAAAAAAGCAUUCCAAAAUGUCCUACGAGCCCAGUGUUUCACAAGAAAGCAAGCAGCCAACAAGCAUUCCCUUAGCUUCAAUCUGAACCAGCCAGCUAGCCCCAGUAUGGACGGUGCCAAGGAUGUUGUCCGUAUCCCUGUAGGAUCGGGGGAAACCUUCUAUAGGAUUUCCAAGUCCAAUGGGGUCUGCGAGUGGAAGAUUUUCUCCACCAUGCAAAGCAUGUCUACAAAAAGUGCAAUCUCUAAAGACAAGUCCAGCUGCGCCAGAGCCAAAGUGAAGAGCAAAGGUUUCCUCAGGACAUGCUGCUGUACUGGCACAUCAAGGAGCGUCGCUCGGGAGAACCGUAAAGUGCCAACCAUUAAAAUACACACUAUCUCCCUCGGUGAAAACGGGGAGGAUGUCUAA
Molecule: messenger RNA, 1404 nt
Organism: Emys orbicularis (European pond turtle)
Lineage: Eukaryota; Metazoa; Chordata; Testudines; Emydidae
Gene: ADRA1A
Product: adrenoceptor alpha 1A
Exons: 2
Coding region: 1-1404 (467 amino acids)
Biological process (GO): adenylate cyclase-activating adrenergic receptor signaling pathway; positive regulation of vasoconstriction; phospholipase C-activating G protein-coupled receptor signaling pathway
Cellular component (GO): plasma membrane
Molecular function (GO): alpha1-adrenergic receptor activity
Source: RefSeq, a predicted model, not a curated record